This is a messenger RNA of Lipotes vexillifer (Yangtze River dolphin), 1391 nucleotides long. It is a transcript of the gene RGP1, whose product is annotated as RGP1 partner of RAB6A GEF complex. The transcript has 8 exons. Lineage: Eukaryota; Metazoa; Chordata; Mammalia; Artiodactyla; Lipotidae. The record is from RefSeq and is a predicted model, not a curated record. The coding region runs from base 14 to 1189 and encodes 391 amino acids.
UUCCGGAGCUGCCAUGAUUGAAGUGGUAGCAGAGCUGAGCAGAGGUCCUGUGUUUCUGGCAGGGGAGGCGCUGGAGUGUGUGGUGACCGUCACCAACCCCCUGCCCCCCACGGCCACUUCUGCAUCCAGUGAGGCUCUGGCAUGGGCCAGUGCCCAAAUCCACUGCCAGUUCCAUGCCAGUGAGAGUCGAGUAGCACUGCCUCCCCCUGACUCCAGUCAGCCAGAUGUCCAGCCUGAGAGCCAGACUGUCUUUCUACCACACCGAGGUGAGAGGGGUCAGUGUAUCCUUUCCACUCCACCAAAAAUCCUAUUCUGUGACCUGAGGCUAGACCCUGGAGAGUCGAAGUCAUACUCCUACAGCGAAGUGCUGCCUAUAGAGGGACCACCCUCCUUUCGGGGUCAGUCAGUCAAGUAUGUCUACAAACUGACCAUUGGCUGCCAGCGUGUCAACUCACCCAUCACUUUACUCAGGGUCCCUCUGAGGGUUCUUGUGCUGACUGGCCUUCAAGAUGUCCACUUUCCCCAGGAGGAGGCAGUUGCCCCAUCCAGUCCAUUCUUGGAAGAGGAUGAAUGUGGCAAGAAGGACUCAUGGCUCGCUGAGCUGGCUGGGGAGCGCCUCAUGGCUGCCACAUCCUGCCGCAGCCUCCAUCUGUACAACAUCAGUGAUGGCCGAGGAAAAGUUGGGACAUUUGGCAUAUUCAAAUCUGUAUACAGACUUGGCGAGGACGUGGUGGGGACCUUAAACUUAGGAGAAGGAACUGUAGCUUGUUUGCAGUUUUCAGUGAGCUUACAGACGGAGGAGCGUGUGCAGCCUGAGUACCAGCGGCGCCGCGGGACAGGGGGUGCCCCCUCUGUGUCUCAUGUCACUCAUGCCCGGCACCAGGAGUCCUGCCUACAUACAACCAGAACGAGCUUCUCCCUCCCCAUCCCUCUCAGUUCCACACCAGGCUUCUGCACAGCCGUUGUAUCCCUGAAGUGGCGUUUGCAUUUUGAAUUUGUAACAUCCCGAGAACCGGGUUUGGUGCUCCUACCUCCCAUGGAACAGCCCGAGCCUGUCACCUGGACAGGGCCUGAGCAAGUGCCUGUGGACACCUUCAGCUGGGACCUCCCCAUCAAGGUGCUGCCUACAAGCCCUACCCUGGCUUCAUAUGCGGCCCCAGGCCCCAGCACCAGCACCAUAACCAUCUGAAACUGGCCCAUGUGGUACUACUUUCUUCAGGAUCCUGAGAACUCAGCACCUGGACUCUAGUAGGGCCCAUUUUUUCCACCUAGGGUCCAGUGGCACAGAUAAUGAGAGGCAGGCUUUCGGCUGUAGCAUUAAUUUAUUUAUUCAGAAUAAAUCGGCAGCUUCUAGUGGUUUCCCUGGAAGUGGCAGCAGCAGUGGGCAGUCA